AUACACAUGAAUUAAUUACAUGUCAUCUGUAAUUACAAUUACGUGUUUACGUAUGCCUAUAGAUUUAAAAUUAAUAUCCAGCUAUUCUUUCUCCAUCACUCCAUAAUUGUACUCAACAUUUUCAGCCAUUUUUGAUGCAUAUACUCGCCAAAAAACAAAGGAAAAAAAAACUGAUUUCUUACAUGCAAAUUUCUCGGAGUUUGAUCCGUUUUUUUUUUCCAGUUUAAUUGUAGGCGUGUUUUUUGUUGCUUGAAUUCCAAUUUAUAAUCGGUUAGACAUAUCAUUAAUCAUUAUUGAAUAAAAGUAUUUGGCGUAAUUGCCGGGAUAAAUAUUAUCAAUUCAAUUUCGUAUACACAUCAAUAAGGAGGAGGAGGAGGAUCUUUAAUCAAGAUACAGUUGUCUUGUAUUCAAAGAUUGAAGCUUUUUUCUUUUUUUUUCUUUUUUUUUGGGGCCUCAAGUCAUUUCAAAAGAUGGAAACUGACCAAUGCUUGUCAAGAAAUUGAAGUAGGUCGUAAAAGCCAUACUCUUGGAGAAAUGUGUGCUAUGGCUGAGUCGGAAACUUGGCCACAAUGUAUGGAUUCCAAGCAUGAGAAACAUUGCUUUUCACACAUUAGGAGUUCAUGCUCAUGUAGUCCUUUGUGUAUCAGCGGCAAAGAUGGUUCAAAGUAUGAGCAUAGUAGGAUUUCUUCGCGUAAUUCUAGAGUAGCCUCUGGAAGUCCUAAGAACAGCAUUAGCAAUAAAGCAUCUAAAUAUGGCUGUCAUCUGAGGAAAAAAGAAAGUGUUGAUGAGAAUGAUUCCAAGCCUUCUUACCUAAAACAGAAAGCUGAUUCAGAAGGUAGAGACUUGAGUUUUGUUCUUGAUCAGUCAUCUGGUUCCAUUAGUCCUUGUAUAAGCUCAGCUUACGGCCAGCCUGAGGAAGUCAAUAAGAUGAUUGAUGAUGAAAAAGAGAUUAUGUUGGAGAAAAACAGUCUGUAUAGGGGCAGCAAACAUACUUCUGAAGCUCCACACUGCUCAAAUAUAAGUCAUGGUAAUACAGUGGCCAAUGCAAAUGCAAGGAACAUCAGAAAUUCUUCCAGGACCAUUGAUGAGUUGCAAUCUGAAACAAAUAUAAGCCAUUCAUAUAUAGAAGGUGGCAAUACUUCUAUCAUUUCUGUUGGACAGGUCUGUUUCCUCGUGCUACCACUUAAAUGACUAACAAUCUUCAUGGUAGUUUAAUUUGCUGUUAGUUUCUGUGAACUGAUUCACCUAGGCUUAUUUCUAUAUUCAAGUUGUUAAACCUUUUUGUUAUUUAAGAAGUUACUUGCAUUUCUUAUCUGUUGAUAUUUUAGAACCAAAUUAUGUCUUUUUAUAUUUCCGUAUCUCUUGAUAUUUUAGAACCAAAUGAUGUCUUGUAUUUUGAUUCAAGAAUUUGUUGUAGUCUCAUAAAUAUGAAUUCCAAGGUUGUUGACUUAUUACAAGAAAAGGAUCAGCAUACAUUUUCACAUGCAUUUAAAAUUGCGGACUCUGUAUUUUCAAUUUGUAUGAAACGCCGUGAGCUGAAGUACAAUGCAUCCAACCUCAAAAAAGUUGGAUCAACUUGUAGUCAUCUGCUUAGCAUCUAACAAGUUGUUCUACAGUUGAUAACAAAAUGGACAGGAUAGGUAGGAGUAUAGACAGGUAUAUCUUUGAAAAUGGCAACUAAUCUCCAGAAAGAAAAAGCACAAGGACCUUUUGGGUGCUUCAUCUGAAACAUUCUAGUGUUUGAAUGAGUAUUGGAUUGUUCUGCAUAUAUUAGUGUAAUAAGGUAGAGCAAUUUAGGUUUGAAGAAGUUGACCAUUAUAUCCUUCUCAAUACUAGACUCCCGCUAGUAUCUUUUGAAGAAAGGAUCAUGAACAUGUGAAAAAUGAAAACAUGAAUUAAUGCGUCCAUGUGAAAGAAAAUAGCAUUGAAGUGUCAAUUUGUCUGGUAAACUUUCCAAAAGGAGGUAAAACUAUAUGCACAAUUAUUCACUAGCUUGAUGUUCAAGAAAGGUUACUAUUGUUUCAUAGGCUUUAUCCGAUCAUCUUAUGAAUAGUAUACCUAUGACCUAUGUUAUUUUAUUUCUCUUCUUCCCUCAAAAUUUAGGAGUAAUAGGUUUUAUAUAAUAAGCAUUGAGCCUUUUAACUACUUGGACAAAGAAAAAGAAGAACAAGAUCCUUGUUCUGUCUGGUGGAAUUAAUUAGUUGGUGACAGUAUGAUCUUGAUGAAGAAAAUCUGUUCUAGUUGGUUGACCUCCAUAUCGGGUAAUGUUGAGUGGACCUCAUGCCAAGGAACAUACUUCAUUUAUUAUCCUGCCAUUCUUGAUUUUGCGCAGGAAAAAGAAUACCUUGAGAACAAAAUUUGUUGUCAUGAUACUUCAAAUGAAAAUUGAACUGUGUCAGUAAAUCAAUUCUACAUAAAGUUUCAUAUGAGAUUGCUUGCAUCUUUAUAUUUGAGCUCCAAUUCAUGUUGAGCAUCAUGACUGUAGGAACUUUUGCUUUUCUUUCUUCGUUAAAUUUAUCCGCAGAUUAAGAUGACUCACACGCUUAUUUAUGAUACCAAGUAUAUGAAUAAGAUUGUUUAUGCCAGACAAUUGUUUGAAGAAGAGUUCAACUCUUCUACUAACUCUUCCCUGAUUACUGGUUGAUAAAGGUUUAAUUUGUUGUCUCCACAAAACAAUUGUCCUUUCUCUUUAAAUACUUUCAAAAAUGCAUGAAGCUAAGGGUUCUAAGCCCAUUAAGAGAAAUUUUCUGGACCAACACGGUGCAAAUUAGAUUAACCUUGGGUCAGUUUUGUCGAAUGGCUCAUCAGGCCAACGUUUUAUUAACGUGCGGAGCUCUCCUGUGAUUCAUCUGUAAAGUGACUCUAUGUCACCAAGAGAACAAACAAACGAACAUACCAAAAAAAGUGAAAAUGUUAUGACAUGUUGGUUCUCUCUCUCUGGUGUAUGAGUACUUGAAACUUAGCUUUGUGAAGAGAAGUAGAGUUGCAGUAUUAGUUCAUAUAUAUAUGAUAUGUCAUAUUGCUUAAGCUGAUUUUUCUAUUUCAAUAGGAAUUGUGGAACAAAGUGUUAGUAAACUGUAUUGUAAAUAUUAAAAACAGUAACAACAACUAAAGGUAAUAAAACUCAGAAUCUGGAAAAUUAAUACAAGAACAAAAUCGAGCCCACUGAAUGCACAGUGUGUCCUUAAGGAAAUUAUUCCCCUCAAAGUACCCGAGGUUUUGGAAUCUUUCCUCCCAGGAUAGAACGAUUUACUCACCAAAGUCGAGGUACUGCAAAUUUUGGUGACUGCGAACCACUCGAAGGCUGUAUAUUACACGAAUUUAGGAAGUGCAGAAAGAAGAAGAAGAAGAUGUUGUUUCAGAAUUUUCGUAUUGAACAUUCUGAGGAUUAAGAGACAUAUAUAGACUGUUUGCACCUUUUAAGAAAAGGCACCUGUUGGGAAAAGAUUUGCCUGUUGAAAAAAGGUUUGCAACUUUUCGGACAAGGUUGCAACCUUUCAAAAAUCUAUUGGAAAAACGG
Solanum dulcamara is the source of this 3520-nucleotide messenger RNA. RefSeq lists its product as uncharacterized. The transcript has 2 exons. The record is from RefSeq and is a predicted model, not a curated record. Bases 535 to 1191 code for a protein of 218 amino acids. Lineage: Eukaryota; Viridiplantae; Streptophyta; Magnoliopsida; Solanales; Solanaceae.